CGGAAAGUGCGUCUUCUCUCUCUCUCUUUCUCUUUUCUCUCCAUGUCAGCUAGGAAUUCUUUCCAUGUUCUUCAGCAAAUUCAGAAGAUUCAGUGCAUUCAGCAGCGUUAGAUAAAGAAAGUAUGUUCUAUUUUGUUCUUGUAGAACGAUUUGUUUGCUAGGUUUUCAUCCUGCGAAAUCGGCUCUAAGAGUGUUCUGAUGAGAGAAACAGAGAUGUCGAGUGCAAGGAUUCCUCAUUUCAUCGAGAUCUUCGAUCCUAGUUCAAGCUCUGAACGACUGAAAAUUCCAUCCUUGUUUGUUGCAAAAAUGGAAGCAGGGACAUCUGGAACAGCUUCACUAAUGGGCCCUAGUGGGUGCACUUGGCAUGCUGAUUUGAUUCAUCAUGAUGACAAUUUGUUUCUCUAUCAUGGAUGGAAUACUUUUGUACAAGAUAAUUUCAUAGCCUUUGGUGAUGCAUUAAUCUUCAGAUAUGAUGGUAACCUGCAUUUCACUGUGCAAAUUUUUGACCAAAGUUCAUGUGAGAAAGAAGCUGCCUUUAGUGCUGAAUGCAGUCAAAACUACAGCCACUACGAUAAACUUACGGGAAAGAGAAGGGAAAACAAAAAUGAGGGUUCUUAUCUUGAUUGCAUUCUUGAACACGUGCCUAAAAGAUCUCGAGGAUCUGUUCCUCAUCCAGUAUGCUUAAGCAAUAGCCAAGAAGAGGGAUGUAAAGAGAAUGGGGUGACAUCUACAACUGAAACAUUGCAAUUUUCCAUGCAUGCUAAUGAAACUGGGAGCCACAUAAUUUCAUCAGUGAAUACUGUUAGCCUUGCUAUGUCUGCGCAGUCCAAAUUCUCCCUUGACAGUCUAGGGACAAAUAUUAAUACUGGAGGCAACAUGGAAAGAACUGCUAGAGGCAGUAUGCUGACAUCAUCCGAUGCAGAAGGCCUGGCUCAGUCUUUUUCCUCUUAUUAUCCCAGUUUUAGGAAGACUAUGAGACGGUCCAAUAUCAGUGGUUCAUUUACCCUAAAUAUUCCCUACCAGUUCUCUAUGGCACAUCUCCCCAAUUGCAAAUUGAAGGUAGUGCUCCAAAAUCUGAAAGGUCAAAGCUGGAAAGUUAAUUCAAUCCCAACUUUGAAGGUGCAUACAUCUCAUACUCUUUGUGGUGGAUGGUUGGCUUUUUCUCGUGACAAUAACAUCAAUCUGGGAGAUAUCUGCAUCUUUGAACUAUUAAGACAAUAUGAAUUGCGUGUAUAUAUUCUUAGAGUUGGCAAAGAAGAGAGAGAUUGCCAAGGUGGUAAAGUAGAUUUUACAGCUUUAUGCAAAACUGAAGUACCUCACAGGAAAUUUUCUGACUGUGAAGCAAAAGGAAUCAGUUGGGUAUCAGAAAAUUCUUCAGCUUUUGGGAAACAAAUUAGCUUACAAGACAAGCAGAAUUCAUAUGCAAAGGGUUGUAUAUCAAUAAAGUCAGUACCUGAAGAGAAAAAAGCAGCUCAAUCAUUUACUUCUAGCUAUCCUCAUUUUGUUAGAAUUAUGAAGAAAUUCAACAUUAGUGGCUCCUAUACCCUGAAAAUACCAUAUCAAUUUUCCAUGGAACACCUCCCUGGGUGCAAAGUGGAGAUUGUUCUUCGUAAUUUAAGAGGACAGUCUUGGACAGUGAAUUCCAUUCCGUCUAUGAGAGUGCAAACAUUACAUACUUUUUGUGGUGGGUGGAUGGCCUUUGUUCGUGGCAACGUCCUUCAAAUAGGAGAUAUCUGCAUUUUCGAACUCGUUGACAGACAUGAAAUGCGCGUGCAUAUAUGGAGGUUUGGAACAGAAGUUAUGGAUUAUCAAAGUGAGAAAUUAGGAGCCCCUAAUGAAUUAACUCUUGGAUAGUCUUUCAAUUUGCCUUUGUUUUGGGAGAUGCAUGAAUUUGACCCUAUCCCAUCUCUGGUCUUCCUUCUGGGCAGAUUUGUGGAAUCAUAGUGACGAAUAGAAAGAACGAAAAACAAGCCUAGUAGUAGUUGUUCAUUUGGAUGCAUGAUGCAGCUGCCUGUGUAUACUAAGUGUAUGUAAUGUGUUGUACCUAAAGAAAGCUCAAACGUGGAAUAACGAAAACAAAAUUUGAAAAAUAAACAAUAUCUAGGUUCAAUGAUAUGCAUUUUUGUUCUUGUAUCGGCAUCUUUCAUUCUGGAUGUAAGAGAUGAUGAAGAAAAUGCUAACAAAGGUUUGAUUCUAUUA
This is a messenger RNA of Impatiens glandulifera, 2199 nucleotides long. Its product is annotated as B3 domain-containing protein Os11g0197600-like. The record is from RefSeq and is a predicted model, not a curated record. The transcript has 7 exons. Bases 199 to 1854 code for a protein of 551 amino acids. NCBI's taxonomy places the organism in Eukaryota, Viridiplantae, Streptophyta, Magnoliopsida, Ericales, Balsaminaceae. Gene Ontology annotation, molecular function: DNA binding.